GGUGGAGGAGGAGGCGGCGGCGGCACCAGGAACCUGAAGGGGAAGGCUCGUGGAGUCGGGAAGAACUAGGAGCAAGAUGAAGGUGAAGAUGCUGAGCCGGAACCCGGACAGCUAUGUCCGCGAAACCAAACUGGACUUACAGAGAGUUCCAAGAAACUAUGAUCCUACCUUACAUCCUUUUGAGGUCCCACGAGAAUAUGUAAGAGCUUUAAAUGCUACCAAACUGGAACGGGUUUUUGCGAAACCGUUCCUUGCUUCCCUGGAUGGUCACCGAGACGGAGUCAGUUGCUUGGCAAAACAUCCGAAGAGUCUGGCUACUGUCCUUUCUGGGGCAUGUGAUGGAGAGGUUAGAAUUUGGAACUUAACUAAACGAAAAUGUAUUCAUAUGAUACAAGCACAUGAAGGUUUUGUACGAGGAAUAUGUACUCGCUUUUGUGGGACUUCCUUUUUUACUGUUGGUGAUGACAAAACUGUGAAGCAGUGGAAAAUGGAUGGACCAAGCUAUGGAGAAGAGGAGGAACCAUUGCAUACAAUAUUAGGAAAGACAGUAUAUACAGGAAUUGAUCAUCACUGGAAAGAAGCUGUUUUUGCCACAUGUGGACAGCAAGUAGACAUUUGGGAUGAACAAAGAAGCAGUCCUAUAUGUUCAAUGACUUGGGGAUUUGACAGUAUAAGCAGUGUUAAAUUUAACCCAAUUGAGACAUUUCUCUUGGGAAGUUGUGCUUCUGACAGGAAUAUAGUACUAUAUGAUAUGAGGCAAGCUACUCCUCUGAAAAAGGUCAUAUUAGAUAUGAGAACAAAUACAAUUUGCUGGAACCCUAUGGAAGCUUUCAUUUUUACUGCAGCAAAUGAAGAUUACAACUUAUAUACUUUUGAUAUGCGUGCACUGGACACUCCUGUAAUGGUACAUAUGGAUCACGUAUCUGCGGUGCUUGAUGUGGAUUACUCUCCCACUGGGAAAGACUUUGUGUCUGCUAGUUUUGAUAAAUCUAUUCGAAUCUUUCCUGUGGACAAAAGUAGAAGCAGGGAAGUCUAUCACACAAAGAGAAUGCAACAUGUUAUCUGUGUAAAAUGGACUUCUGACAGCAAGUACAUUAUGUGUGGAUCUGAUGAAAUGAACAUUCGUCUAUGGAAAGCUAAUGCUUCUGAAAAGUUGGGUGUGCUUACGUCACGAGAAAAAGCAGCCACAGAUUAUAACCAGAGGUUAAAGGAGAAAUUUCAACAUCAUCCUCACAUAAAACGUAUUUCUCGUCACCGACAUCUGCCAAAAUCUAUCUACAGCCAGAUUCAGGAACAGCGCGUCAUGAAAGAAGCUCGUCGACGAAAGGAACUGAAUCGUAUCAAACAUAGCAAGCCUGGAUCUGUGCAGAGGGUGUCAGAGAAGAAGAAACGCGUAGUGGCAGUUGUGAAAUAAUAUUUGGUAUUCCUACCAAUACUGAUGUCUAAGUAUUUGUUAUGUUUUGAUUUGUGAACUCUACAAAUAAAAGUACUGGCUCUAGUAUAACAACGAAUGUUUUAGUUGUAUGUGUAGAGCUUAAUCGUUGCACAUUUUUGCUAUCCUAAAAAAUUAUUUUCAAAUGUGACCUGGUCGAUAAGACUAUCCAACAUUUUAUUC
Messenger RNA from Eubalaena glacialis (North Atlantic right whale), 1615 nucleotides. RefSeq names its product DDB1 and CUL4 associated factor 13 (gene DCAF13). Gene Ontology annotation, biological process: maturation of SSU-rRNA from tricistronic rRNA transcript (SSU-rRNA, 5.8S rRNA, LSU-rRNA). Gene Ontology annotation, molecular function: protein binding. Lineage: Eukaryota; Metazoa; Chordata; Mammalia; Artiodactyla; Balaenidae. The transcript is spliced from 11 exons. The coding region runs from base 77 to 1414 and encodes 445 amino acids. Gene Ontology annotation, cellular component: nucleolus; small-subunit processome. The record is from RefSeq and is a predicted model, not a curated record.